This is a messenger RNA of Gallus gallus (chicken), 9021 nucleotides long. RefSeq names its product WT1 interacting protein (gene WTIP). Gene Ontology annotation, biological process: negative regulation of hippo signaling; regulation of DNA-templated transcription; response to hypoxia. The transcript is spliced from 7 exons. Gene Ontology annotation, cellular component: P-body; transcription regulator complex; nucleus. Bases 4591 to 5004 code for a protein of 137 amino acids. The record is from RefSeq and is a predicted model, not a curated record. NCBI's taxonomy places the organism in Eukaryota, Metazoa, Chordata, Aves, Galliformes, Phasianidae. Gene Ontology annotation, molecular function: transcription corepressor activity.
GCCAUUUUGCCUCACUAUUUGUAAAUGCAACUCCAAUCAAGCAUAUAUAUUAAUUGUUCCUGUGCUUUUGUAGUGUUCAAUUUUUGUUUUGUUUGAAUGUGAUGAAAACAAAUAGAAAUCACAAGUUGAUACACCUUACACAGUAUUUCUCUUUUGUAAAGGAGAACUGUAAGUAAUCACUUACUACUUGCUUACUACUCUUAGAACUUCUUUUGGUUUCUCUUUAAACCUGAAUGCAUGUAAAAGCGAUGCACUUAGUAUUUCAUCUGCGGAAGUCAUAGCUUUGCCAGGGAUAAUAGGCUUUGGAAAAUUCAAGACAGCACUUUCAACUGUGUUUGUUUGAAGCUGGGCUUGUGGAAUCACAGAAUGGAUUGAGUUGGAAGGGACGUUAAAACUCAUCUGGUGCCAAUGCCCUGCCAUGGGCAGGCUGCCCAUGGUCUUAUCCAGCCUGACCUUGAAAGCCUUCAGGGAUAGGGCAUCCACAGCUUCUCUGGGCAGCCUGUGCCAGUGCCUCACCGCCCUCUGAGUGAAGCACUUUUGAUGGAAACCUCCUCGGUGUCUUGCUUGAAACUGCUGUGUGCUCACAAAUUCCCACCAAGUUCAGAGGAAGGAUGAGAGCUCAUUUUCUGGAGUCAGGUAGCUUUCCUUGAUAUAUCCAUGCUUUUUUUUUUAAUGUUCCUAAUAUUCGAUAUCCAGAUCAACAUCUUGUUGUGACACAUAUAUACAGCAAAAGAUUGAACAGAAUAUGCUGAGUGUAAAUCAUUUAUUUAAAAUAAUCAUUAAAGAUUAGAGAGUAAAGGAUUAUUGAUACAGAACCAAUAUAGUUUAUAAUGAAAAGAACCAUUCCAUUGUGACAUUUACUUUUGAAAGGAGAAGUGUUGUUUUUUCCUGAGGUUUGUACAGAUAAAUAAAUAUUUGUUUAAAAAAAAAACAUAUAACCUGAAUGUAGAAUUCAGUGACCUUUAUAAAUCACUCUGGACCAUUACCAGGCUCUAGAAUAAACUUGUCUCAAACCUUCAGGGAUUGCUCAUGACUUUAUUCAAGUCUGACAGUGAAUAAGUAGCUAUCCUUCUGGCUCCCAGUGUGAACGAAGUGCUCCAGCAUCCCACUUAGCAGAGGAUUACAAAAUAUGAUAGUGGCAUCUAUUCACUCACCGCCAGCAUUAACCUAACCUAAUUGCAUGGGUGAGUUCCAGCUUCCUCUGUGGGACAGACUUUUUUUUAAUAGUUAAGAUGCACAUUUGUCACCACAGGUGUCUGUACACAAGUAACUUUGUUCCUCUGAAGAAUAUAUGUAAGGGUUGAGGAGCAUAUUAACAGCAAAAUACAGUGCCAGCUUAAUUAUCCAAAAGCACAACAAGCUUUUGUGACCUUCUGCUGAGGUGUGUGUGGCCAGUGUACAUCUAACAGAGGGUGAUUUGAGACAUGUCCUUUCAGAGUGUGGUUUUGCCUUACCCUACUGUGCUGUAGAAUUUCAUGAUUCGUACAACUUUCCAUGAGUCAGUCAUGCCCAUAUGUGCGAGGAAACAGUUGCCAUCUGAGCUUGCUGUACUGUUUGUGGGCUGGAGAACCCAGAUAUCAUCUGUUAGGAUACUCUGCAAGCAAGAAGUGCUUGGAUUUGAUUUUGCCUGCAGCCUCUGAUACAUCCUGUUGAAAGGGGAGCAGUCUGGGUGUUUCUGAUGUUAGGCACUGAAAAAGUGACUGUGCUGUUAAUGCAGGGGCAGGUCUAAGUGCAGGUGAAGUACUUGAUCAAAAUUUAUAUUCGGUUGCCUGUAAACAUGUUCCUCAGGCAGUUUUCAAAGAUCAGAUAAUUCUUUUCAGGUAAUGUAAAAGCUAAAGCUGUCUGGUUUCACUGGGAUCAAAUAGUUAACAUAUAUCUUCAUUACAGUCUCUUACAGAAAAGAACUGAAGUUUGUUAGGAUGCUUUUUAACAGUAGAUUUAAAUUCCCCAUUAGCUGUAAUGCCAUUGAAACCUCUUUUAGGCCUUGAUUCAGCAAAAUGCUUAUAUAUAAGCACAUGUCAGUUACUCGUAUGUAAGCAUGCUUUGCUGAAUCUUAGAUAACAAAGAGAUUAAUUUAGGCAACAGCAUAUACCGUCCCUUCUGCUAAGUGUAAGAUUUUCAUUUUGGCAAGAGUUCAGUUGCAAAUUUUGCUGAAAAAUGUACGCCUGAAGAGCUCGUUGUCUAGUCUCUCUUGAUAGUAUUUUAGAGCAUGACAGGAUGUCUUGGAGGGUAAUUGCAAUAAUGCCAGAUCUCUUGUGUGCUAUAAGUGCAGGUGAUUGGUUGAAGGAAUUAAUGGGCUCUGUUUGAUACUUCUUGGAGAAAAUAACUUACCUGUCACCUCCAGGCUUCAGGGGGCACAACAGUGUUCAAGUCCCUGUUGCAUCCACAGCAUCUUUUCAGGCCGGCUGUAGGCACUACAGUAAAAUAAAUCUCUACUCUGAAGAAACAUCAAUUUGGUCAUUGUUUCUUUCAGAGUGGUAGAAGGUGGUAGGGAGUGAGCUUUGCAGAGUCUGGGGGAUUUGAAGUCUCCAGGCUCUAAAAGCUGAGAUGUAUUGUGCCAUGGAAAACAGGGACAUAUUCUGUUCUCGAUGAAGGGAAAUGUCUGAGCAUGCCAUUUGUCUUUAAUUUGCGCUUUUGCCACUGGUGUUAAGGCACAGGAAAUAACUGCAAGAUCAAUCAGAAGCCUAAAGCAAACUGUAUAAUCCCAAAGGUAUGCAGCUCAUUUCUUACCUAGUAGGUAUUGAUUAGUCUGGAGUACUCGGGGGUUUUCUACAGCCAUUUCAUUUCAAGGGAUGGAACAUAAAGGUAUCACAGUUCAGCUGCUUACUGACAGUGCUGCUGCUGCCUCAGUGCUAGCCUUUGUCCAGACUGUACAAAACUCAUUGGUACAAGCAUCUCUUAGAGAGAGAUCACAGUGAAAGCUGUCAGCACGUUGAUUCUAAAAGACCCAAGAGGGACAACUGUAGCAGUAGGUACUGUUGCCCUGGGGGUAUGAUGUGCCGUUCUGAAUUAGCCUCUGCCCUCCAACCGGUGUAAAAGGGGAAUCCAUUCAUAGCUGUAUUUGCAACUUGACUGUAGACUUGUAUUAUGUCUCAGAGGCAACAGCUGCUUUCUUAUUGAGGCCACUGAGUGCUGCUGUAUGUGGAUGCCUAUUAAUAGGAAGCUGGUUGUGUCCCUACUUGUACAAGUUCCUUGUGACAUUGGAAAAGUUCUUUUCCAUGUUUGCUGCCUCGAGUUGAACUUUUGUUUGCUCUUGGUGGUAGUAAGGCACAGAACAUCCUAAGGGAUGUUUCCCUUUGGGGAUGUUUCCCCUCAGCGUAUAUUUAUCAGCAGUUGAUGAGUUUUGGUGGUUAGAUGCUGUGCUGUGUUUUUAAUAGAAUAAAAUAAAAAUCCCGGUGGAAGGUUUGUUUCCAGUUCAUAUUUGUUCUGUCCCCACGUAUUUAUAAGUCUAGCAUGAGUCACUGCAUCCAAAUUGCACGUUGCCAAUGUUUGCUUCAGAAUCUUCAGUUAGAUUCCCUGUGAAAGUCAAAUUCAUGUAAAAUAAAAUUCAGUGUCAAGUCUGAGGUCUAUACUUUGUCCAUUUACUGUAGGGUUGGUAAUCGUGGUACAGAGUUAUGUGUGUGCAUGUUGUUGACUUUUAACUCCUUAGUGCUUUGUGGCUAAAUUUUAGGUGACUCAGUUUCAGUAUCUGUUCAUCUGACUACCACCAUUUUGUGCAACUGUUCUGAGUGCAGAGGAACGCAGUGAGAACACUGAAGGCAGAGAAGCUAAAGAAUACUACUUUGAGGGGUACGAAGCUGAACAGUGAAAGUCUGUUGGGUAGUUCACAUCAUUGCACGCUCUCCUCUGCAGUUUUUUAACCACGUACUGCCAUACCAGAGCAGACUGGAAUUUUGGGAUUUUUGGUCUGUAAUCCUGUCAGAGCCAUUGGUUAAUACCUGGUUCUUAGGGGAAGACAAGCUGGCGGAUGAUUCAGUACUGUGCAUGUGGGAACAUUCCUUGCCGACCCCUGUGGCCUGGAGCGUGAGAGCUGGAUGCCCCGAACUUGCAUAACUGCAGUUGUUACUCAUCCUCAACUCAGACCCCAUGUUCAGAUUGAAUUCAUGGCCACCUGAAUGUUUGGUGGCUUCCAAGCCAUAAAUGGAGCUGGCAGUAGGUCCUGAUUCUCUGUGUGCUAGGCAGUUAUUUUGAGGAAUGAUUCAUGGAAAAACCUAAGCACUUUAGAGGGGUGUAAGUUCAGUUAGGAAAAAGUACCAAAGGAUUUGUGUAGUAGUCUCUCCACGUCUGCAUAGGUAGCUAAGACUGUGGUUUGUGUAGAUGCGUAUUUGAGUUAACUUGCAACAUUGCUCCAGGAGUGUAGAAUUUUGCCUGAGUCAUUCUGUGACUUUGGGAAAAGCUACAGCUUGCACUUAGCUCUGUGCCUUCAGUUUUAACACCUAUCAAGAUGGACAAUUACAAGUUAUGUAAGGGAGAAGACUACGAGGAAAAGCGUUCUACAAUGUCAAUGGCAAGGUGUACUGUGAAGAAGACUUCCUAUAUUCGGGUUUCCAGCAAACAGCAGAUAAGUGCUUUGUUUGUGGACACCUCAUAAUGGAAAUGAUCUUACAGGCCCUUGGAAAGUCAUACCACCCUGGCUGCUUCCGCUGCGUGGUAUGUAACGAGUGUUUGGAUGGAGUCCCCUUCACUGUAGAUGUGGAGAACAAUAUUUACUGUGUCAAAGACUACCAUACGGUUUUUGCACCAAAAUGCGCUUCCUGUAACCAGCCGAUUCUUCCAGCACAGGGAUCUGAAGAAACCAUCCGAGUAGUGUCAAUGGACAAAGACUACCACGUGGAGUGCUAUCACUGUGAGGAUUGUGGCUUGCAGCUCAAUGAUGAGGAAGGCCAUCGUUGUUACCCAUUAGAGGGCCACUUGCUCUGUCACGGCUGUCAUAUCAGACGCCUUAAUAUUAAAUUGCCAUCACAUCCACCACCGAGCUAUCCAAUGCACGUUACAGAACUCUGAAAGACAUUUCCAUUGCCAGAAAGCUGUUUAAAAGAGAAGACAAAUUUAAAAGUGACUUUCCUGUUCCUUUAAAGAUGAUAUUCCAGUAAUAACCAUCUAAACCAGCUAUUUAUUUUUUAAAUCAGAGGUAAGGGGUUCUUUCUAAUCUUGUAUAUAUGUGUUCCUUUAUUUAGACAUUUUCACUGAGACACCGUCUACUUGAACAAAUAACGCGCCAUUAAGUCAUAACUGUAAGUGGCAGCAUUUUUAAAACCAGAGGUACAAAGGGCUGUUCUGCACUCCUUGCUUACAUUUCUUCAGUGGAGGUUUUGCCCAAGUAAGGAGUGCAGAAUGAAUUUCCAAAAUUGAGCACCUUUAUCCCAUUGCAGCAGGCAUGGUAAGAUAAAUGGUUUUCACUAGUUUCCUUGAAAUCUGGUCUUAGAGAAUACAAGUCUCACAUUUUAAAAAACUUACAUUCCCAGAAUUAGUGAAUAGGAAGCAAACGAGUGUUUUUACAAUGACAGUUUUCAGAUGGGUUAGAUAAUGGCAUUCUGUGAAGACACAUCAGGACAACUUUUCAACCUACAUGGUUCCGUAGUGAUCUAAAGACUAACUGUUAAAGAAAAAAUGUCAAGGGUCUCGUAAGAAAACACAUUACAGAAGAGUAUAUCCAAAAGAGCAGUACAGGCAGGGUUGUAAUAAUUGAAGGGAAGGUACUGAGCUCUGUAAUUGCUUGUUAUGUAUAAGUGUCGCCGUAGCUUCAAAAUGCAUUCAUAUGAAAGUGAUCAUUUGGCACUUAGUAAACAAUUCAUCUUUAAAUCUGUUUGGGUUUUUUUUGUUGUUGUUUAAUAGAGUUAGCAGCCCCUUUCUAUGCAAAGGUAAACUUGUCUUUAUACUACUUGUUUUAUGCAGGUUACCGUUUGUUCAUUUGUUACCAACUGCUUUAAGAUUAUAUGUUGAGACAUUAUUAAAAAGGAGGGGCUGUAGUUUUUUUAUUAUCUUUUCAGCUUUGUGUUCUUUUCUAGAUGUACUUUUCAACAGAUUACGGUGGUUAUCUUCAUUGGAAAAACAAAUACAGUUUAGCAGAAAUAAUGAUUUAGAGUCAAACAAUUGAAACAUUGAUAUUUUAUAGCAAGUAUUAGAUGUACAGAGAAUGUACACACUUUCAUGUUUUGCAUAAGCUGUUACAGUAACCUCAGAGCUCUGGGGAAAUGUAUGUCUUCCAUAUAGGAAGUUCGAUGAAUCUUUUUUUAUGGUUUUUCUACCAUGUGUUGAUGAUUUACAUGCAAAUCACACAUCUGUAUGGUUAAAAAAUUCCUUGCAUUCUCAUGAGAAUUUAUCCAGCCUUCCUGAAUUUAUAUUUUAAAUAAGUCCAUCAUUGCUGUCUUUGUAUCCAAAAUUACAAUAAAAUAAAACUCUUCUGCUCCACAGGAAGUGGAAAUACCAGACCAGAUUCUCGGCAUGUGUAAAUUGGGACACUUCAGUGCGAGUUCUCAACAUGCCGAGAAUCUGCCCGGCCCAUUCAGAAAUGAUCACGUUAAAUUCAGCAUGCAGACUGAUGAAAUGACUUAUUUGGUAACACCAUUGCAGUUUAGUUUCUUAUGCUCCAUUGAUUUUUUGAAAGCCAUUUGUGGUGCUCCUGAAAAAAGUACAAAGGGCAUCCAAUGGACACUAGUUCCUAAGUGGAAUAAUUAACUCCCUUAGCAGAAUUUUUUGACAGUCUGGAAUUUCCUUGGGGAGGUGGGGGAGAGCGAGGAGGCAGGAAAAAUUCUUGUGAACGGUUUUUUCUGUUAGUAAGGAACAAAAACUAUGUUUUCUGAACUUCUGCCAAGCUUCCUCUGGCCUAGAUGAACCUGUUCUAUUGAAUGCUCUUCAGCAAGUCAGCUACUCCUUUAAAAUGUAAUUUUCUAAUUAAUAUACAAGUUAGCGUGAGAGCCAUGUUUUGUAGGAAUUACUGGAUAACUAGUGCCCUGUUUCUGCUGUGUGAGCUAGGAAGCCCCCUUCACAGAAGGGUAGAGAUUGGCUGCGUACACACAUGAUGCCUUUGCAAGCAUUACCUCUGUGUCCAUAGUCACCAAACCAGCCUCAGAAGGAGGCAGAAGUACUGGUGCCUCUUGCCCAAACAGCAAAUUCUAAAAAAAAGAAAAAAAUGUCUUCAGUUGGGUUAAAUAACUAGGUAAAUUCCAUUAAGGUUACUACAAACAAUAGGAAAUGGAAGAUACAGCUUCAGGAUAAACUUUUAGCCUGAGCUGCAAUGUACUUUUCCAUUUAAGGAAGCUGCUUUGGCCCACAUCUAUCUUUGAGGUAUUUCUAAUUGCUUGUCUUUACAAUUACAUAUUAAAGAAUUCAAAUUAAGAAAACAAUCAUUAAAAUACAUAGACAAUGUUUGGGUCUGUACCUGUGAGCAAGUCAUCCCGUAGCAGUACGUGCUGUACACUGAUGCAAAACCUUAAAAACCACUGUGGCCAGAGGUGGAGGUGACUCUGGCAUUUAGCCUGGCCUUCUGCCAGUACCUUCCUCAGCACUUCCACCUCCAGACAGCAGCAAGGUUAAGUUUCCUGCUCAACAUUACUUUUCAAGGGUCAGCAUAUUAUCUAACAUGUACAUGUGAUACUUUUUUUUUUUAAUAAUGAUCAUACUUUAGAACAGAAUAAUAUUUAAUUUCACAUGUUAAUUUGUCUUGCUUGUAGUUCUACUCAGCUCCAAUGUGUUAAGUAUCCUCACAGUGCUAUACUGGAAGUUACAGUUUCAGUAUAGAGUAAGAAAAUUGUUUAAAAUCAGAAAGCAGCAGUUGUUCCAGCAUUUCCUACAGACAGGUGCAUUUUGGUUUUGGAUAAUAAAGUUUGCUUUUCCAGCAUUUAAUAUAAAAACUGGUGGUUGAGUGAAAUUUGGCAGUUUUCAAUCAAAGAACAGAGGAAAAAAAUAAAAGCCAGUCUGAAAUAAUGAUGUCUGCAUGCUGCAGUGCUAGUGACAGCUUCUGCACAUUUUACCUCCUGUCUGGGGAAUUAUGUAAAUGAGAAAACUUCAUUUAAUUAUUUUCUUAAGGAAUAUAUGCUUAAAUUAAAUCAGUUCAACACAGAUGUAAACUUUCUGGAGCUCAUUUUAUGACGUGGUUGUUCAUCAGAGGCCUUUUUACGUUCUGUACUGUCAGAAUAUUUCCAUAAAGUUAAAACAAUACCAACUUGUUCUCAUUUGCAUCAGGAAUGCACCUUACUGCUUUGGUAAGGUAGUCUUACCAAGUCCCUGCAGCACAGAGCAGUUCUAGGUGAUUCAGAGUCCCUCAUGCGCUGGAGGAAGCGUUCCAAAGAAAGGACCAAAAUAAUAACUGAAAAACAAAACAAAAGAAUGCACUCAGAUAAUUGAGCUUUCAGAAGGAGUUUGUUUGGGUUUCUUUCUAUUUCUUUUCACUUGUGUGCACGUGUGUGUGUAUGUAUAGUUUGUAAGGUGGAGCUUCAAAAGGAAAACAUGGUUAGAGGAGCUCUUUAAGACCAGAAAUUCCAGAGUAGUUAAGUAAACCAAAGCUCUAAAGGAGACAAAAGCUGCUUUCUUGUGUUUCAAGGAAAGUUUAAAAGUUUGUCAUUCAUCCUGUAACUAAUGCCGUAACUAGAGUGUAUAAUUUGACUUAAAUUAAGUUUUCAUUUGAGAAAUAUUUUCAUUUUCUUUAAAAGAAUAUAGUUUUCUUCCAAGAACUUGGACCAACAUUGAUUUUUAUUUUGUAGGAAAUAUAUAAAUUCCCUGUUUGUAUAUCAUGUAACUAGUUUACAUGUUGAAAAUAUACAUUAGUUUAACUAUUUUUGUAUAUAUCCUUGUAAAACUUUCAAAUGUGCUUCUGUCUUUUAGUCUUCAGAAUUACUUGUGGUUUUGUGUUUCAGUGUUUGAUUCCCUUGAUUGUUGAAGAAAAAUAAUUGGGAAAUGUAGAUUUAUUUAUCUAAAGAAGAAGCUUGCUAUCACCCUAAGUUAUUUAAUAUUAAAGUCAGACGUUUCAUUUAACCUUAGAUGCUAUAAUCUGCUUUUUUCAAUAAAGACAUUUUCUAGUUA